This is a messenger RNA of Ilex paraguariensis (yerba mate), 2031 nucleotides long. The record is from the annotation of a GenBank genome assembly. Lineage: Eukaryota; Viridiplantae; Streptophyta; Magnoliopsida; Aquifoliales; Aquifoliaceae.
UGACUCGCCUUAAAUAGCCGGCCACCACUCCUCCUCCACCAUUCUGUUCUCUGUUUCUCUCUCUCUCUCUCUUCCUUCAGUUCUCCCUCGCAAACUGAGAAUAUCUUUGUGGGCAGAAAAUCUUUGAAGAACUGUAGGAAGAAACUGCUACGUACCAUAACUAGCCAUGCCUAGAGAACAAUUGCAAGUGCUUAAUGCACUUGAUGUGGCCAAGACCCAAUUUUACCAUUUCACUGCAAUUGUGAUUGCUGGAAUGGGAUUCUUCACAGACGCCUAUGAUCUCUUCGCCAUUUCCCUUUGCACCAAGCUAUUGGGGCGUAUAUACUACUUCAAGGAUGACCCAAAAAGGCCCGGCACCUUACCGCCCGGCGUCCAAUCUGCAGUCACUGGCGUUGCCCUUGUGGGCACCCUCGCUGGCCAGCUCUUCUUCGGUUGGCUCGGAGACAAGAUGGGACGAAAGAGAGUCUAUGGCUUAACCCUAAUUCUCAUGGUUACAUGCUCACUUGCCUCGGGGCUUUCUUUUGGGAACAGCCCAAAGGGUGUCAUGGCUACCCUUUGUUUCUUCAGGUUUUGGUUAGGUUUUGGCAUUGGUGGCGAUUACCCUUUAUCUGCCACGAUCAUGUCUGAAUAUGCUAACAAGAAAACUCGUGGCGCGUUCAUUGCCGCAGUUUUCGCAAUGCAAGGUUUCGGGAUACUGAUUAGCGGGAUUUUUGCUCUAAUUGUUUCAACUUCCUUUGAUCAUGCAUACAAGGCUCCUUCUUAUGAAACCAAUCCGGCCGCUUCCACGGUGCCUCAAGCAGAUUAUAUUUGGCGGAUCAUUUUGAUGUUUGGGGCUAUUCCAGCAGCUCUUACUUACUACUGGCGUAUGAAAAUGCCCGAAACAGCUCGUUACACCGCCCUUGUCGCGAAGAAUGCAAAACAGGCAGCACAAGACAUGGCUAAGGUAUUGAAUGUGGAGCUUGACCCUGAAGAGGCCAAGUUGGAGAGAUUAACUGAAGAUCGAGCCAAUUCUUUUGGUUUGUUUUCCAAGGAAUUUCUUCGACGACACGGACUUCACUUGCUUGGAACAACUUCAACUUGGUUUUUACUGGACAUAGCUUUUUACAGUCAAAAUCUCUUCCAAAAAGAUGUAUUCUCUGCAAUUGGGUGGAUUCCUAAAGCCAAAGAAAUGAACGCUGUUCAUGAGGUUUAUCGAAUUGCGAAGGCACAAACCCUAAUUGCACUGUGCAGUACUGUUCCAGGGUACUGGUUCACCGUGGCUUUCAUUGAUAUAAUUGGAAGGUUUGCAAUCCAAAUGAUGGGAUUUUUCUUCAUGACUGUGUUCAUGUUUGCUCUUGCCAUUCCAUACCAUCAUUGGACACUAAGGCCUAAUCGUAUCGGGUUCGUAGUCAUGUAUUCAUUCACGUUUUUCUUUGCGAAUUUCGGGCCUAAUGCCACUACCUUCGUUGUGCCUGCUGAAAUCUUUCCAGCUCGGCUACGGUCUACAUGCCAUGGAAUAUCAGCAGCAGCAGGCAAGGCCGGAGCCAUAGUUGGGGCGUUCGGGUUUUUGUACGCUUCACAAAGCACAGAUCCAUUGAAGACUGAUCCUGGCUAUCCAACUGGUAUUGGUAUAAGGAAUUCUCUUAUUGUGCUCGGGUGUAUCAACUUCUUGGGAAUGUGUUUCACUUUCUUGGUGCCUGAACCGAAUGGAAAAUCGCUUGAAGAGUUAUCUGGUGAGAAUGAAGAAGAAGGUGUGGAACCAAAGGUGGAGAACAGGACUGUUCCAGUGUAGUUUGGUUGUGUUUUUUAAGUGAAACAGAAGAAUUGCAGAUCAAGCUACUCAAAAGUUCAAAUUUGGUUUCUCGUUCUUAAUAAUGAACAAUAUUUCUUCAGAGAUGUGGUAAUUUGUAGGUAAUUAUAGAGUUUGUGUGUUGGAUGUUAUUGUAUGCGAUUUACGUGUCUUUGUUAAUGUAUAUUUCUUGCACUUUUUCUUUUUCAUGGACUUACUCUUUUGAUUUUGCUUUGAGAUGUUGUUGGCAACUAAUUCUACAU